UCCUUUCUCCUCUCAACUCUCCCCUACACGACCCUUCUUCCUCCUCUCCUUCUAACCUUCGUCCUCCGCCCGUUGACUUUCGGCGCAAUAAACUACCUCCCCGCUGGUCCUACACCCAUCCUCUUCGCUCUCCUCGCAAACUACUACGCUGCGAUUCCAUAUACAUACCGGUAUAAGAUCUCGCCGUGGUCCGCGCCUACACCAUCAUCAUCAUCAACACAGUCGAAUACCCAGUCCCUCUCAGCGCUCUGGUCACGCAGUCUAACGCUGACAUCCAAGUCACUAUCCUACCUCCCUCCCCUCCAACUUGCGCUCAGCCAAUUUCCGGGCAGCUUGGUUGCGGCAGCUGUAGGGUGGGGCGUGGGCACGGCAUACCGGAGGGAUGUUCUGCCUGGAGCAAGCCGCUGGAGAGUUCCGGGGUGGAUGGUUGGUGAGGAGAAGAAAGGGGGUUUCGAGGGGCUGAGGGCGAGGCUAGAUGCUGAGAGGGAGAGGGAAGGUGGUGGAGCGGGGUUGGCGACGGGGAUUCUGGCGGAAGACGGGCAGGCGAGGCAGAGGAGGACGUUGGGAGAUAUGGUUGCUGAGCAGUUUAGAGGGGAUAGACGGGCGUAG
Messenger RNA from Alternaria postmessia, 609 nucleotides. RefSeq lists its product as uncharacterized. NCBI's taxonomy places the organism in Eukaryota, Fungi, Ascomycota, Dothideomycetes, Pleosporales, Pleosporaceae. The annotation marks the transcript as partial. The transcript has a single exon. The record is from RefSeq and is a predicted model, not a curated record.